UUCCGCGCAGAAAACAUGCUGGUAGGAGAGGAGGAGGAGGAGGAGGAGGAGAGAAGAAACGCCUCACAGGCGACAAGAGAGUAAGGAAGUGAGGAAAGUUGUUAGAGGACGACCAGAUGGACGGGAGGAAGGAAGGGGGAUCUCCAGUGCGACUUUAGGAGGGCCAAUAAACGCGUAGAUGAGCCAGAGCUGCUGAGGGGGGGAAAAGGGAGACAGGGCGCGUCACCGCGGUGCGUGGACGCGGACAAGACAGCGGCGGUGGGUCUGGCUCCUCAUGCGCCUCGGCAACUUUUAAGGGCCCCCUUCUCCUUCUCCUCCUCCUCCCACUAGAGACAGGAGAAAAAAAAGGAAGGAGCCUUGGAGGAACAGAGAGCUCGUCGACCCAGACCCGAGGAGUCCCGCUCGCUCUAGCCGGGGUUUAGGCGUUGGCACCCGGGCUUGGGGUUGUCCCUCGUCAUGGCCGGGGCCAAGCCGGGAGUCCACGCGUUGCAGCUCAAACCCGUGAGCGUCCACGAAGAGCUCAGCAAGGGGAGCAAGUUCAUCAGAUGGGACGAGGACUCCAGCAGCUCUCCGCCAACCCUGGGGAACCUCAAAGUUGACUCGGAGGGAUUUUUCCUGACAUGGACUACGGCGAGCAGUUAUGAGUCCGAAAUCUUCGACAUCAGCACAAUCAGGGACACCAGAACGGGAAAGUACGCCAAGCAGCCCAAGGAUCACAAGCUGCGGGAGCAACUGGGCUACAAGGAGGACAGUAGUUCGAAGCUGCUAACCAUCGUCUACGGACACGACCUGGUGAACAUCUCGUUCAUCUGCCUGCUUGCUCUGUCUGAGGAAUCAGCAAAGGUGUGGACGGAGGAGCUGUUCUCCUUGGCCACAAACAUACUGUCCCAAAAUGCAUCGAGGAACACCUACCUGCUCAAAGCGUACACUAAGAUAAAGCUUCAAGCGAGUUCGGAGGGGAAGAUUCCUACAAAGAGCUUCCUGAAGCUGUUCUCUGAUAAGAAGAGGGUGGAGACGGCUCUGGAGCAGAGUGGCCUCAUCGUCAACAAGUUAGAAAGCGUCAAACUCGAGGCUUUCACGUGGAAGGCUUUCCUCCUGUUUCUCGACAUGAUGUGUUACCGACCCGAACUACAAAACAUCUUCGCGGAAUGCGGCGCUAAAAGCAAACCCUUUAUCAACCUGGACCAGUUCAUGGAGUUCAUCAACGAGAAGCAGCGAGACCCCCGGCUGAACGAGGUGCUGUACCCCCCGCUGAAACGCGAGCAGGUCCGACAGAUCAUGGAGAAAUACGAGACCAACGCCAGCCAGCUGGAGAGAGACCAGAUCAGCUUGCAGGCUUUUGGUCGAUAUCUCGGCGGUGACGAAAAUGGCAUCGUACCUCCAGAAAAACUGGACCUCAUCGACGAUAUGAACCAGCCGCUGGCUCACUACUUUAUAAACUCCUCUCACAACACGUACCUCACAGUGGGUCAGCUGACAGGUUUGUCGUCGGUGGAGAUGUACAGGCAGGUGCUGCUCACCGGCUGCCGCUGCAUCGAGCUGGACUGCUGGAAGGGCCGACCACCGGAUGAGGAGCCCUACAUCACCCACGGAUACACCAUGACCACUGAGAUCUCAUUUAAGGAGGUGCUUGAAGCGAUAGCAGAGAGUGCGUUCAAGACUUCCCAAUAUCCUCUAAUCCUGUCUUUUGAAAACCACGUUGACUCAGCCAAACAGCAGGCCAAAAUGGCGGAGUACUGCAGGACCAUCUUUGGAGAUGCCUUGCUCAUUGAUCCACUGGAGAAAUAUCCGCUCGUCAAAGGUCAACAGCUUCCCUCACCGCAAGAUCUGCUGGGAAAGAUCCUCAUCAAAAACAAGAAGAAGCGUCUUCACCCCGUUGAGAAUAGUAGCAUACGCCGCAAAGAGCCUGGGGGCCAGUCGUCGCUUCCCUCUGAUUCGCCUCUCGCGGACAGAGAGGGACAGCAACUUCUGUCCAACGGCGAUCAAAAGCUGCCGGCCAAAGACAUGGGGCGUCGUAAGUCCCUCGGUGAAGGAGAGAGUGAGGAGGAAGAGGAGGAUGAACCCGUGCAGGAGAUUAAAAAGCCUGCUUCUGAUGAGGGUACGGCCAGCAGUGAGGCCGUCGCUACUGAGGAGAUGUCCACUCUUGUCAACUACAUCGAACCUGUUAAAUUCAAAGGCUUUGACGCUGCAUCUUACAAGAAGAAGUACUUUGAGAUGUCUUCAUUUGUGGAAACCAAAGGCCUGGAAGCCCUGAAAAACGCCCCCAUUGACUUUGUUGAGUACAAUAAGAACCAGCUUAGCCGGAUCUACCCCAAAGGAACGAGGGUGGACAGCUCCAACUACAUGCCUCAGAUCUUCUGGAACGCCGGUUGCCAGAUGGUGGCGCUGAACUUUCAGACUCUCGACCUGGCUAUGCAGUUGAACAUGGGUGUAUUUGAAUAUAACGGUCACUGUGGCUACCUGCUGAAGCCAGAGUUCAUGAGGAGGGCAGACAAACACUUUGACCCCUUUACGGAAAGCAUAGUGGACGGGAUUGUUGCCAAUACCGUCACGAUCAAGGUGAUUUCGGGUCAGUUCCUGACGGAUAAAAAGGUGGGUGUAUACGUGGAGAUAGACAUGUUUGGACUUCCAACCGAUACAAAGAGGAAGUUCAGAACCAGGACCUCCAAUGGGAACUCCCUGGACCCGACGUGGCACGAUGAUGAAAUUGCUGAUUUCUAUCACGUGGUUCUCCCUACACUGGCCUCUUUGAGGAUAGCUGCUUUUGAGGAAAAUGGCAAGUUUAUUGGACACCGAAUUCUCCCCGUUUCAGCCAUCAGACCUGGCUACCACUACAUCAACCUGAAGAAUGAGCUUAACCAGCCACUUUUCAUGCCCUCCCUGCUAGUUUAUGUUGAAGCUAAGGAUUACGUUCCUAAUGAACACCAAGAAUAUGCUGAUGCUCUGACCAACCCCAUUAAACACAUCAGUAAAUUAUGCAAGAGAGAGCUACAGCUUGCUGCUCUCCUUGAGGAUAUGAAUCAGGAGAUCAAAGCGGAAGGCACUCCGCAGGACGUGGCCUCUCCUAUUCAGCCGGUUCCCGACAGUGUUUUUGACGAGUGUCCUGAGGAGUCAAAAAUAUCAGGUGUAGUACAACCUGCUAAGGAUUGUAAGGAGGAUCUGGUGUCCACGGUGCUCUCAGAACCGCCGUGUCUAUCUCUGGAUGACCUGAAGACGCACAAGAGUUACACGAAAGUGAAGAAGAGACAGUCGAAGGAGCUCGGUGAGCUGCAGAAGAAAAACCAGAAGAAGAUUCAGUCUGAAACUCAGAAGAAGCGCAGCAUGAUUGAUAAGACCUUCAAACGUAGCAUCAAGAAAAGUGACUCCCAGGACGGGCCGCCGCGGGACGUGGAGAAGGAGACGCACCAGCUCCGGGAGCAGCAGCUGCGUGAAGUCCUGGCGCUGCGGCAAGCGCUGUAUGAGCUGGAAGCCAAGAUGCGAGAGGAGCAUUUCCUGGAGGAAAUGAGGAAGCUGAAGUCUUUGGCGAGUGAAAUUUACCAGAUUCAUGAGAAGAAGCUCAAAGAAACCUGCGAGAGGGAGAAGAAGGAGAUCCAGAAGAUCCUGGAAAGGAAGCGCAUAAACAGCAUAGUUGAAGCCAAGGGCAGAGACAAGGCGGAAGUGGACCAAAACGAGAUCAACAGGAAACACAUUCAGGAGUCGGUCGACGCUCUCCGCCGGCUGGAGAGGGCCCAGGAGGCGAGACAAGAAAAGUACACCAUGAAGUAUCAGGAGCUGGUGCAACAGUUGGAGACGACACAAUACUGUCUCCUGUCCCGCCUGGAUGAGGAGCUCGACGCGGAGCGCCGUCGGCUGCCAGAGGAGAUCUGUCAGCAGUUUGAUGUGGACCCAAAGGAAGUCUCCGGUAGCAAAUCCCUGUUCUCGUUGCAGUCCAAUCACAGCACCCGCCGCUCCGCCCCGCCCUCCAACUGCUCCACGCCCAAUUCCCAGUCCAGUCCCUUCUGGAGAACCCCGAACAAGAGCAUGGACAGUAGCCUGGCCUCGCUGGCCGAUUCAACGUCGUCCUCCACCACUCCGGACCGGUCCGUGGCAGAACUGUAUUAUAGCUAGACUUCUAAGUUUUACAGAGGAAAAAAAAAAACAAUGAGGGGUCUGUAGGGGGCCAUAUGUGGUGUAGAAAUGUUAAUGGAGUAUCUACUAAUUUUAUUCUUUUUCUCAUUCACUGUUUUUUGUCUACAGAGCUGUAUUUUUCAUUUUACCAUUUUUGACAAAUUUUGUUGUUAACAUCUUAAUCAAAUGUUUCUUUUUGCCAAUUUUUUUUUUUUUUAAAUGCUCUUCUUGAUUUAAAUGAGUUUCAUCUUUUCCAUCGUGGUUGCAGCCAGUCAGAUUUGCAGCUUUAUGGUGACCCAGGGAAGCGUAAACCUUUUGUUUUAAUCAUCUUUAACCUCUUUUUUUUAACUUUUUUUUUUUUAAGAUGUUCUGAACAGCUUUAAACUGUGUCGAGCAACAGCUGGUAAACAGCUGCUGGCAUCCGACAGAUAUGACCACCAUUAAUGGAUAUUUUUUAGAUCCUUUACGUGUAAAAAAAAAGAAAUCAGCUUUGAAAAAGCAAAUUCAAGGAAUUUUUUUAAAGAUUUUUAUUUUUUUUUUUUAAUUUUAAAUUUGAACUGUAAUUGCAUGGGGUGACCACUAGAUGGUGAUGCAACCUUACCAUUUUUUUUUCUUUUCAGUUUCUGGCUUUUAAAUUUUUAUUCAAAGCAGUCUGUAACUUCAGGUCUAAGGAUGUCACCCUUUUUACACUUGUUCAAGUCUUAAAAAUCUUCUUCGCCCCGCUCAGUCGACUCCCUGUUUAAAAACAGAAAAGCGCUCUUGCACGAACUCUGAGGACAAACUUCAGCUUUCCCAGAAACAGCUGAUGUGGCGGGGUGUGGCCGUGCCGUUCAGAUAAUCCCCGCCUCAACAAUCUGCUGCCGGGGAAUAGUUCUUCUUCUUCGCUCUAAAUGGAAAUAGGUUCAAUUUUGAAUGUGUUUUUUUUUUUUUUUAAAUCUCCUGUAUGUGCCAUUGCAGCCUGGGGGAGGACAUUUGCUAAAUUAGCAGGACUACUGUGGAUUAAGGCCCUCCGGUGACUAAAAGCUGCACCAUGACAUCAUAAUGUAACUGAGAUUCUGUAUCAAUCCUGUGGUUGUUGACGUUUAAGGCUGAUUUUACUUUAAGCGUCCAGUUCCAUAACCCCAAUGUUUUACUUUGUGUCUAAGUGGACUUAAGUAGAUUUAAUUUCUCUUGGACAUCCCUCUAAUUAACUCGGAGUGUCAGAAACGGGUGGUGCACAUCGGUAAUGGUACGUUAGGUUUGCUUCUACCAAAGCUUCCAGGUUUUCUGUAUUUAAUUUGCUAUUACUCCUGCUUUUUUUAUUUUUUUAUUUCCUAUUUGUCCACUCUGACUGGGGAAAUGAUGGUACUAUGUAUAGAUAAUCUAUGUAUAUGUGUAGCUGUACAUGAGUUUUACUACUGACUACUAAUGCUGGUGAGUGAUUGAGGUUAAAAAUGGGGUGAGGGAAAAACCAAAACGAGUCUAAUUUUCUUAUUUUAUUUUAUUUUUUACAUAUUUAGGGAAUCCUCUUUGCUUUUAUGAGCACUGGCUGCCUUUAUUUCUUCUCACCCCUCUGAAUUACAUAUCUGAUUGAGCUGAUUGUUUUGUGGUUUCUUCAAAUAAUAGAAGGUGGUGUCCAUUCGGGGCUGCUGAGAAAUGGGUUUCCAUCGCCUCUGCAGGACGGGCGGCUCCAAAAUGUCUACACACCACGGUUUCUAAAACGUCAGGUGUUUGAGGCUUAAAAAUGCUGAGACCUUGAUAAAUCCUUUUCCUAACCACCUAUAUCCUGUCUAGUUUAACUAAAAACAUCAAACAAAUCUGUUACUGAGGAAAAAAUAUAAAACUAAAGCAGCAACAACCUGGGUGUAAAGUCUAAUUAUAACAUUCAGUCUUUGUUGUUAGGAGUCCAUCAGUAUUCCACUUUCUGACUUGGUAAAUAUUGCCUCUGCCUCCAAAAGAACAUCUGGAGACCACAGAUUGUCUUUGCUCUGUACUUUCUAGGCUCUAGCGGAGAUAGUGAAGUCAACUUUUUAUGGAUUUGGAUGUUUGGACUUGAUGCAAGGCAGAUAAUAAUAUCCAUCUUCACCUUGUUGAAAGCUUUUGGUCCAAACUGACUGGUACUUGGAACAGCUCACAGUUUUCUCCGCCCUGAGACCAAAACAGCUCCAGCUGUAGUAAUUUAACCCCACAGCAUGCUGCAGCCACCACCCUGCUUCACUGUAUUUGGUGAUGUGCUGCGCUGUUUCUUUUUUGCUGAGCAAAACCUUCGAGUUUGUGGGCCUUAGGUUUUUAGUUCCUUCAUACCGUAGUGCUUAUUCCCGUAGGGAUCUUGGGAGAUUUUAACCAGACCUGGAUGUCUUCUUUGGAGGAAAGUGAUUCUUUCUGAGCAAUACAUGAGUUUAUGUAGAAUAAAACUGGUACUUGUUGGAAAUUUCGGCUGCUCCUCUUACAGAUUUGUUUGAUUUUUAGUUGACCUAUGCAGGUUAAAUAAACAUUUGGGAAGGAGUUAUGAUUUUCUCAAAAUUUUAAGUCCAUAACACUGGAUGGUAAGGCAUUUAAGACCUACUGUUUGAGCAGCACAACACUAACUUGCUCCUUUUUUCCGUCACCUGCAGGGGUCAGCACCUCCUUUUUAAAUGAAACCUCUUGAGCUUUAAAGAUGAGCAGAUGAUGAUUGUCAGGUGCUCUGCACCAACACAGGGCACUCUACUCAGGAGUCAGACGCGUGACUCUUUAACGGUCAAAAUCUUUACCAAAAACCUCAACACAUUCCUCUCAGCCCGUACAGAAAUGGCAUUUAAUUUUAAAUUGGCAUCCUUCUGUUCUUUGACUUGGACAGAGUUAUCAGGUACUCGCUCGUGUCGCUGUGGUUGAAAUGCACUUUUUGCCAAUCUGUCCUGGAUGUGUUUGUGAAACAUGUUCCCAUGAUGUCAAAACUUCAAUACAACCACCUUGCAAUUACACUUACUUUUUUGCAAAGUAUCUGAAGAAGUUUCUUUUCCCCCUGUUUGCACUUUGAACUUGGGAUUUAUUUGGUACUAUUUUUAUUCAGAAUGCUGAGGAAAAAGCAUCACAUCAUUUAAACCAUUUAAUUACUGACUUUUUUUUAAAAUUUUUAUCCUAAAGACGUGCGUGCAUUAGUAAAUGCCUUAUAGCUGGUGUAGCUAUAGCUGCAUCAAGGGCAGUUGCAGACUGCAUUGUGCUGUCCGCUAAGCUCACAUACUUUCAAAAAUAGACCAAAAACCCCAAAGGGGUAGAAAAACCUGCCGAAUGAAUCGCAAUUAUAGAAAUCUAUCACAUAGUUCAAAUAAUUCUACAUGGGAAAUGCAUUCUGCAUUUUUGGUUCUAAAUAGCAUCCUACCGGUAACUGUCUUUAUCCAGCAGACUUUUAAAGAUUGUAUCAUGUAAAAGGGCACCGUAAAACAUAUCUUUAUUAGAUUAGCAUAACACUACAUUCUGAGACUUAGGGAGAAAAAAAAUGUCUGUCAAUAAUUUCAUUGUGAAUUAAUGUAAAAUUACUUUAAUUGCUGUUUGGUGUUCAGUAAUCUCCUUGUUGGUGGAUUAACAUAACUUUGUUACAAACUGCAUCAUUUGGGCAUUAUAUUAUGUAGCAUCAACAAUAUUGAUGGUAGUGCCAUCAGAAUCACACCUUAUCUUUACAGCCCAGGUUUUUUUGUCUCAUGAAAAUAUUCCAACAGUAAAAUCAGAAAUGUAUGUUUAUAUAUUUUUCAUGACAUUCUCCUGGUUCCUCAGUAUGAGUAGUUUAGAUUACAGUGAGGCUACAGGAUAACGUAUAUUUUAGGGUGAUGUGGUUUACUGGUUUGCUUAGAAAUUAUUGAUCCUGGGGUAAAACAUUUUGUCACUCCAAAACUUGCAUUACCUAAAUUGAAGGCGGACUAAAUUGAAGGCGGACUGCUUUACUGCAACAGUUCAUGUUUUUGUUUCAAGACUGGACAGUAUCAGCCCUGUGGGGUUUAUGGCACAAAGAGUACCAACGACAGCUAGCUGGACUGGAUUUGAAUACUAAAAUUAAGUAAAACGGCCUAGUAUAAGAAUGUACUUAUUGUAAUUUCUCAAUUAACUGGUAAAAUACACUUGUUUAAUAUUUUCUUUUUGCUGCAGUUACAUUUGGGUUGGUAUGAAAUGUGCCACAUAUCACCUAUAUUCAAAUGGAUAAACUAAAUUAACUCAGCUGCUAGCGCUACAAACAGGUGCUAUAUAGUGCUGGAAAAUGUUUAAUUUGUUUAACUUUUUCAUAGGUCCCAAUAACAUUGUGAUUGAUGUAAAAUGUGCCAAACAUCAUUGUCACACUUAAUGUAGCACUUUCAGUUGGUUACAUAAAUGGCUGAAAACAGAAACUAUUUCUACUUCUGGUGCUACUUAACAAGAGGCUAGUGCUAAUUAGCACUAGCGCUACAUUUUAGCCCUCAUCUCUAGUGCCGGUUUGUGAUGCUAAAUUUAGUUAUCAAUAGGCUACAGCCAAUUUUCACUUGAGUGCUACUGUACACCAAAAAAAAAAAAAACACUCAACAAAAACACUUCUCAUUUGUUCCAUACCAUGCGCUUGAGCUAGUUAGCAGGCUAGUGCUAAGUGGCUCUUUCGCUACAAACGAGUCUUAAUGAUUAGUGCAAGCCUAUUGCUACUGCCAGUUAGCAAUAGGCUAAAUCUUAACUAGUGAUAUCACAACAAACUAGCCCCUGUACACCAUUUAACAGAGGUUUGUAAUGAAAAUGGUAGUUAGCCAUAGGCUAGUGUUAAUCAAAGCGAUGCACAAACCAACUAAAGAUUUUGAAAAAUGUAGGGCCAGCAUUACAAGUUAAUCCUGAUCCUAGUUCUGAAGUUUGUAAAAUCCAUGUUAAUUACCAAAAGCACAAAUUAUGCACAACAGAUAAUUGCCAAUGGCCUAAUCCUACUUAAAUCUAGCUCUACAAACUGGUGUCAGUCAUUGCAGAAUAACGCAGGUAAAAUAAAUACUGCCAAAAUGCCAAAUAUUGCACACAGGCUACUGCAGGCAAACACAUUUGUUAAUUAUUAUUUUUUGCACUGUAUUAGUUACUUGUAUAUGUGGCAGAGAACACACAGUUAAAUCGUUUUAUUUGAUGUUAGCCAAUUAUAAAGAGAGCUAGUAUAAUGAAGCUAAUUAAUUUUUGCAUUGGGAUUAUCAUUGCAACAAAAGCACCUGGGGUUGUGAGAUUUCGUGCCAAAGUAAUUUUGUAAUUUAUGGUAAGGCCAUUUUAUUAUGUCCUGAAUCGGGGUCUAAAAUAAUUAUAAUAAUUACCUCAUAUGAACUUAAAUAUUGUUUUGCUCAAUUUAUCACAAGUGUAAAGUGUGUGAGCCCCAGUCCGUGUACUGCUGCUAUUAGAUUGUUUAUUUUCCAUCACAGUGAAGCAGCUGGGUUGUUUCUUUGUAAAGCCCCAAAGUUUCAUUUUUUCUGUCCUUUUUAAAACUGUAAACUACAAUUUAAACAUGUGCUCAAAAUCAUACAUACAGCAUUGUACUGUUGGAUAUUGAGGGUGCUCAGCAUUAAGCAGAAGUCUUUCACUUUCUUCUUAUUACACAUUUGGUGACAGGGAUCCCUCGGGCCAACCCUCAGGCCUCUGGCUGACAUCUUUUCCCUCUGUUCUUCGUCUCUUAGCCUCGCUGUCACAUUUCUUUGCCUGCAGUUUCACCCGGUAAUGAGACCAUAUUUUACUCCUGGACUGGUUUAAUUAAUUAAGAGAAGCAGUAGACUGUGUUCACUUCAGCAAGUGGAAGAUUGCAUGCAAACUACACGAGACAAGAUGUAUAUUCAGUUUCCUAUAAUGUACAUGACAGUUAUAAAGGGAAUGUUAAACGUUGAUCCGGAUGUAAUAUUUUGUUGUCCCUUUCUAAUUAAGAUAAAGUAUAUGAGUGAAACUUCAGUAAUAAACUUGUAACUUUAUGAAAA
Fundulus heteroclitus (mummichog) is the source of this 10013-nucleotide messenger RNA. RefSeq names its product phospholipase C, beta 3 (phosphatidylinositol-specific) (gene plcb3). Gene Ontology annotation, molecular function: calmodulin binding; phosphatidylinositol-4,5-bisphosphate phospholipase C activity; calcium ion binding. The transcript is spliced from 34 exons. The record is from RefSeq and is a predicted model, not a curated record. Gene Ontology annotation, biological process: lipid catabolic process; phosphatidylinositol-mediated signaling. Lineage: Eukaryota; Metazoa; Chordata; Actinopteri; Cyprinodontiformes; Fundulidae. The coding region runs from base 457 to 4107 and encodes 1216 amino acids.